Molecule: messenger RNA, 2546 nt
Organism: Frieseomelitta varia
Lineage: Eukaryota; Metazoa; Arthropoda; Insecta; Hymenoptera; Apidae
Exons: 5
Coding region: 516-2111 (531 amino acids)
Biological process (GO): apoptotic process involved in development; phosphatidylserine exposure on apoptotic cell surface; engulfment of apoptotic cell
Cellular component (GO): plasma membrane
Source: RefSeq, a predicted model, not a curated record
CUCAUGCUCUAUUAUUAUGUUUUUUGAAGUAUUCGCCAUUCAAUAAGCGUCCAUAUCUGAAGGCGCUUUAUCGCAAACAGCAAAAUGGAAUCUUAUCGAAUUAUCAACUUCAUUUCAUACGCUGACUAAUAAUUUCAAUAUGCAUUUAUAUCUGAGUGAAACAAUUUUGUGUUGGUAUAUGCAAUUUAAAACCUCGUGUAUCAACAAAACGUGAUUAGAAUAAUAUUCUGUUCUAUCUUACAAGCUUACGAGUAUCAUCGGCAUUUAUAUAUCAUUUGUAUAACAUAAAAUAAAAAAUAAUUUUUAGAAUAACAUAAAAUAAUACAUUUGAUUUUUUAGUAAAAAAAUAAUGUAAUUAAAUUUCUGCGAUAUGAUGGUGCAAUUAAUUUUUUAAAUAGUAUUUAUAUAGAUGAAUAUAGUUGGUUUAAGGUAUUUAGAACUAGCAUCAUUAAGAAAAAUAUACGAAGAAAAAAAAGAAUAUGAAAAGAUAAAGAAAAUUUAUUUAAUCUCAAAACAUGGCAAAUGAUUUAGAUUCAGUGUGUAAAAAGAAAUCAACACGUUUUAUGCAAAUUCCUUUGAAAUCAACUGAACAGAUUUAUUUAAUUUUUUUAAUUCCAACAUUGAUCACUUGUUUUAUAUAUAUAAUUCAUUUUUCUGCUGAUUUAGUAGUUGCUAUACAGCACUUCAAAGAACAUAACUUAGUAUGGGGUUGUUGUACCAUUGGUUUUAUGUAUGCACCAGCAAUUGCAUACUUUAUGUUAACUGUUUCAAGACCAGAUUGGUGGAUGUCAAAUGACGAUAAACUAACGAGGAGUAUCUUUUAUUGGUUUUCUCUUCAACUUUGUCAAUUGGUGGUCUUUGUCUUUUUUUCUCUGUAUAGAUAUGCAGGUCUUAUAGUAUUAUCUAUUGAAGCUAUUAUUUUAAAUGGAAGAGAGAGGACAGAAACUUUAAAUAUAGCAAGUGCUCCUGCAGCUAUAGAAUUAUAUUUUUUUUUACAAGCAUGGUUUCAGGCAGUUCCACAAGCUCUUUUUCAAACACACUUACUUUUUCGUCAAUCAUCAUUUCAUCAGACUUAUCAAUCUGUAGUUGUAAAGGUGCUUUCUAUUAUUAUGUCUGUCGUAAUACUUGCUAUUCAAACUACCUCUUUUCAAAGAUUUGAAAGUCAACGUAUUAAUGGUAGAAAAUUACCAUGGGCAAUGUGGUUAAAAAAAUAUUGUGUUCAGGAACCUCAUGAUUUUGAAGAAAAAAAACCUCUGAAAUUAUCUAAUAUAAAGAGAAAUAACACUGUAGAGGAUUCUCGGGAACAAAAAGAAUCUAUAAAAAUUCAACAUGAAGAUAAGAAGCAAUCUGAUUUUCACGUUAUUUUACAUCGUCAAGUGUCUGUGACACCUCCUUUACCACCUAAAAAUGUAUAUAUCACACCACCUCCAACUCCUUUACGUGGAGUUACUACAGUUACACCUUUGCCUAUACCAGAUGCACCAGCUCCACCAAGACCAGAUUCUAUAUGUACAAUUUCAGAAAAUUCAGAAUCUGAAAAAUUAUUUGCUAAAGCAAUAUCUAUUGCAGAUACAAAAAAAAGCAUAAAUACUACACAAAAUUUAAAAGUUCCACAACGGAGAUAUUCGACAAAAGGUUUAGAAGAAGAUGAUCCUGUAGGAAAAUUUUUGAGUUUUUUAUGGUGGUUCUUUUUCAUUUUAGCACGUAUACUUACUAUUGCCACGUUCUAUGAAUUUUAUCCACUUUACUUAUCUAUUGCGCUUGGUAUACAUUAUGGUAUUAUGUUAAUAUAUCUUUUUUAUUAUACAAAAUAUUAUGACAUUAUUACUUUUUUUCUUAAUUUAUGGUUAGGAUUAAUUUAUAUAGUUAGUUUAAUCGAAUAUAGAAUUAAAUUUAAAUAUGCAGAUAAGUGGGUAUUGCCAUAUUAUAUUUUUGUAUUAAUGCAAAAUACGUUCUUAACGUUAUCUUGGUACUUUUACGCAGAUUGGGAUGGAUUUUGGUAUACUUAUAUAUUUUAUAUUAUUUUUGGAGCUAUGACACUAUGUAUUUUAUCAACUAUAAUUUAUUGUGUUUUACUUAAACCAAAGAAACAUAGGAUUUAUACCAGUUGACAAAUGCAUAAAAUUGUAAAAUAUUCAUUGAAAUGUGAUUCUCAAAUGCUUUUAAUCUUCAUAUUUUAACAUACUUUUGCUUCAUAUUUAUACAAAUCAUUUAUAAAAUGGAUAUGUUAAAAAAUUAUUAUGGAUAGAACAGUAGUAGUUGAUACAAUUAAAAUUUACAGUUACAAUUUUUUAAUCUAAAAUGAAAAACUGAGGACUGAUAUUAAUCAUUACAUAUAUAUUUAUUACUAUUAUAAAUUAAGUAGCUAUAUUUAUGAAACAUUCAUAGAAAAAUCCGUCUAAAAAUUUUUACAAAUAGUUACUAGAUACGGCAGCAUUUUUUCUUAUCUACGAACUUUAUAUCUGUAUAAUAAUAUUACACUACGUGUUUAUAUACAGAAAUACUUAUGCGAAUACUUAUAAGUAUUAAAAUAUGUAUAUUUCUUA